UCUGUCCUUCACAGCACUUCUGUCAACAAACUUUGCUUUCUUUGACUCUAGCUGAUCUCUCUAGCUGCACUAAUUACAGCUCCUUUUCACCAUCUUCACCACAAGGAACAAGAUUUUCUAGCAUCAGAGUCAUCUGACCAAAGAGAAAUCCAACAAUGUCCAGCAUCAUGAAAGUGUUUCUGCUCCUGGCUGUCAUGGUCUACAUCUCUGAAGCCCAACUCGAUGACUCAGGACAGCAGUGUCUGUGUCAGCGCAUCAGGAAGGGAAUUGCCUCAAAGUCUGAAGUAAAGGACAUCCAGAUAUACCCAGCAACCAUCUUCUGUGACAAAGUGGAGAUUGUUGUCACCCUCAACAGCGGCCUUCGCUAUUGCCUGAACCCCAAGUUGAACGCAGUGAAAAGACUCCUGGCUAACGUCAUGAAACACAAAAACUCUUCAACAGCCAGACCUACUGAGCUCACUUCUACCACACGCAGCACUAGCACAGCUCACAUCUAAUUCUCUCUUUACCUCCUCAAUAUGAAGCUCAGAUGAACUCGGACCCCCAACAAAGGCACCUCAAACAAAUGUAAAAGUGAAAUGAAUGACACUUUUUGUCUGUUUAUUUUCUAUUUAUACUGAUGUGCACUUACAGUAUAUUUCCGUUCUAUUAUAUUUUCUUUUUAUAUUUGUAUUUGUAAAUACAUUUUUGUGUGUUGUAAAGUUUUCCUGCAUUUUGGUCAUUUCGCGGUUGUUAUUUUUUGAUUAAAUUUUUUUUUUUUUAAACA
Molecule: messenger RNA, 766 nt
Organism: Micropterus salmoides (largemouth bass)
Lineage: Eukaryota; Metazoa; Chordata; Actinopteri; Centrarchiformes; Centrarchidae
Product: C-X-C motif chemokine 10-like
Exons: 4
Coding region: 156-497 (113 amino acids)
Biological process (GO): antimicrobial humoral immune response mediated by antimicrobial peptide; chemokine-mediated signaling pathway; neutrophil chemotaxis
Cellular component (GO): extracellular region
Molecular function (GO): chemokine activity; CXCR chemokine receptor binding
Source: RefSeq, a predicted model, not a curated record